Molecule: messenger RNA, 2831 nt
Organism: Solea solea (common sole)
Lineage: Eukaryota; Metazoa; Chordata; Actinopteri; Pleuronectiformes; Soleidae
Gene: slc17a6a
Product: solute carrier family 17 member 6a
Exons: 12
Coding region: 527-2275 (582 amino acids)
Biological process (GO): transmembrane transport; monoatomic anion transport; regulation of synapse structure or activity
Cellular component (GO): excitatory synapse; synaptic vesicle membrane
Molecular function (GO): neurotransmitter transmembrane transporter activity; L-glutamate transmembrane transporter activity
Source: RefSeq, a predicted model, not a curated record
UUGCAGGAAGCAGAGGGAGGAGGAGGGGGCGCUGCACGGAGCUGCUGACAGGUAGAUGAGCUGUGCGCUGUCCGCGGUGCUGAAUGCUGCUCCGGCUGCUGCUCACCGGAGAUCUUCGACGCAGAUUUGACACCGGAGCACCGCCACAACCUUCAUCGGCUCGAGCUUUCCAGACUUCUAACACAAAUAUCCCACUUUUUUCCACGUUUUACCGUUAUCUUUUUUCUUAUCGCUGGCUGGAUCUUAAGAUGGCACUGCGUGGAGUAACAUUGCGCAAGGCAAAAGCGGACUUAUUUGACUGCUGUUUUGUGACUGUGAAAACAGCCCUUUCAUACUGAACGUGUUUCUCCUCUAUCUCCAUUUUCUGGCUCAUCCUUUUCAGGACAUCGAGGCGUUUUCUUUCUUUCCUUCCUUUUUUUUAAAACAAAAGGGGAGGCGUGAUAUUUGCAUUAUUUUAACAAUAUGCUCAUUAUUGCUGCACAUCCAUUUAUCGUCGUAUUAUAGAAUUCUUUAAGAUCAUUUGGACAUGGAGCCCGGAAAGGAGGGAGCUCUCCCUACCUCUAAAGAGGGAUUAAAACAAAUCGCGGGAAAGGCCCUCGGCAAUCUGUACAGGAGGCUGGAGAAGCGGCAGCAGCAAACAGGUGAGGCCAUCGAGCUGACGGAGGAUGGGAGACCCAGAGAGGAGCAGGCGCGGAAGACGCCUCUGUGCGACUGCACGUGCUUCGGGCUGCCGCGCAGAUACAUCAUCGCGGUGCUGAGUGGGCUCGGCUUCUGCAUCUCGUUCGGUAUCCGGUGUAACUUGGGUGUGGCCAUCGUCAGCAUGGUCAAUAACCACACGGUGCACGAGAACGGCAAGAUCGUCAUAAAAGAGAAAGCGAUAUUCAACUGGGACCCAGAGAUCGUGGGCAUGAUUCAUGGAUCCUUCUUCUGGGGCUACAUAGUUACUCAGAUUCCAGGAGGGUACAUAUCCUCAAGACUGGCUGCAAACAGGGUUUUUGGGGCUGCCAUCGUGCUGACAUCCAUCCUGAACAUGUUCAUUCCCUCUGCCGCUCGGACGCAUUAUGGAUGUGUCAUCUUUGUGAGGAUAUUACAAGGGUUGGUGGAGGGAGUGACUUAUCCAGCCUGCCAUGGGAUCUGGAGCAAGUGGGCUCCACCGCUGGAGAGAAGUCGUCUGGCAACCCUUUCCUUCUGUGGAUCCUAUGCUGGUGCAGUGGUUGCAAUGCCUCUGGCUGGGAUCCUGGUCCAGUACACAGGAUGGUCCUCUGUGUUCUACGUGUAUGGGUCCUUUGGAAUUGUUUGGUACAUGUUCUGGAUCUUGGUGUCCUACGAAAGCCCGGCCGAGCACCCGACCAUCACGGAUGAAGAGCGGCGUUACAUUGAGGAGAGCAUUGGUGAAAGUGCUCAGCUGAUGGGAGCGAUGGAGAAAUACAAGACACCCUGGAGGAAGUUUUUCACCUCCAUGCCCGUCUAUGCAAUCAUUGUGGCCAACUUCUGCAGGAGCUGGACAUUUUAUCUGCUGCUCAUUAGUCAGCCGGCAUACUUUGAAGAAGUGUUUGGCUUUGAAAUUAGCAAGGUUGGAAUGGUAUCGGCUCUCCCCCACUUGGUCAUGACCAUCAUCGUACCCUUAGGUGGCCAGUUAGCAGACUAUCUGCGGACCCACAACAUCAUGUCCACCACUACGGUCCGUAAAAUCAUGAACUGUGGAGGGUUUGGUAUGGAGGCCACGCUCUUACUAGUGGUUGGUUAUUCUCACAGUAAAGGGGUGGCCAUCUCAUUCUUAAUUCUGGCGGUAGGAUUCAGUGGAUUUGCAAUAUCAGGUUUCAACGUAAACCAUUUAGACAUCGCUCCUCGCUAUGCCAGCAUCCUCAUGGGCAUAUCUAAUGGUGUGGGUACCUUGUCUGGGAUGGUCUGUCCACUGAUAGUGGGCACAAUGACAAAGAACAAGACCCGAGAAGAGUGGCAAUAUGUCUUCCUCAUUGCUUCCCUCGUGCAUUAUGGUGGUGUGGUGUUUUAUGGGAUCUUUGCAUCUGGAGAGAAACAGCCAUGGGCCGACCCUGAAGAGACCAGCGAAGAGAAGUGCGGCUUUAUCGAUGAGGAUGAGCUGGCCGAAGAGACGGGUGAUAUCACGCAGAGUUACGGCGCAAUGGGCGGUCCGGCUAAAAGCUAUGGGGCCACUUCUCAGCUCAAUGGAGGUUGGGUACAGGACUGGGAUAAGACGGAGGAGUAUGUGCAGGAACCGGCGGGAAAGAUGUAUGCUGAGCGUGGCUACUCUUAAAGCAGGGCGGCUGUGGUGAGUCUGCUUACAGAACCAGACUCUCCGUCACAGAUUGCACAAAUAACCACUAUAUUAGAUGAUAUUUAAAUCCAUUCAGUGUAUUACAGUAAAAUGGUUCCUCGUAGUUUCAAGAAGCAAGUGUAAAGAAGUAGUUAGUCGCAAUGCAGAACAAUCCUUACUGAUUGUCACAUUUUUCACCAUGUUUAGCUUCAUUAUACUGUUGAUAGCAGUUGAAAAGAAAACUGCAGGCCAUCGUUGUACUUCUUAGGCACCCAAACCUCAUCAAUCUACUUGAACAACCAAGAGCCAGAUGACACUGCAGCUGACCAUCAUAUGGGGUCUUUCUCUGAAGUACCACUCUGAUUGCACUGAAACAAUGAGUAUUCUAAAAAUGAGAUUCUAUCCUGUUUCUCAGAUGUGUUUUAUGUACUGUAUAUACCUGUAUACUGUUUCUGUGAGACUGUUGUGGAUUUUGGGUCGUUGAUCUGUGUUAACAUUAAUAUAAAAGGCCAUAUUUUUCAUGGACAGUACCUUUUCAGGGAGAUGUCUGCUUGCA